Fusarium vanettenii 77-13-4 is the source of this 1233-nucleotide messenger RNA. RefSeq lists its product as uncharacterized. The transcript is spliced from 2 exons. Bases 1 to 1233 code for a protein of 410 amino acids. The record is from RefSeq and is a predicted model, not a curated record. NCBI's taxonomy places the organism in Eukaryota, Fungi, Ascomycota, Sordariomycetes, Hypocreales, Nectriaceae. Gene Ontology annotation, cellular component: mitochondrion.
AUGUCACGGAAUUUACUUCCAUUUUUAUAUCAGACCCGGACACUGCAAUUCGCUUGCAGGCGUCCGGUGUCACUUCUCGUCGCCCAAAAAGCCAGUAUUGUCACCCAGAACCGGCGCAGCAACAGACCCGACAACUCGAUUCCCUUUGAGUGGGAUAACCAAGAAGAAGCAGACAGUCACACCACCCCUGGACAAGAAGGGACCUUGACACCAACCGAGUCCGACAUCUUCAAGGGCAUCUUUGACGAAAUCGCUCAAGGCCGGUUGCCAAAUGCCAAGAAGCGACCUGAAUCAGCCGAGGGACAGACAGAGCACAUAUCGGAAAAGCCAGCCAAGGAAACUUCUGGAGAAGAAUUUUCUGAAGGCUCGCUGAUCGAUCAGGCUCGCAGCGCUCAGUCCGACCCCGACUUCUUGAAGCAAUUCCCAGCGUCGCUGAAGAAUGCGGCCCAGGCCGCCCUUGGCAAAUUCUUGCUUGCGCCUGCUCGCCCCAAGCUCCGUGACUUGACCGAACUCGACAGGGCCGAAGCUAGGCAGAUGCGGGUGGCAGCGCAAUUCGAAAAGUUCAGGGAGAAGGACAAGCUGAGAGUCGAGACUCUGAUGAAGGCUUGCAAGACGGAUGUUGAGCUGUGGAAGCUCAUGGAGGAUGAAGUCUUUUCGCUGCCUACAAAGUUGAUGCUUGAGAUCGACAAGCACAAGGAGAGAAAGGAGAGAAAGAAGGCCAAGAUGGCUGUCAGAAGAGCGGCCAAAAAGGGGAUUAUUCUCGAGGAACCACGCGUCAUGGACAUCCAUGGACCUCUGUACCCUCACUACCUCAGCACCGGCAUGAAGCUCCUCGACACGGCAUUCCUGAAGCCGUCCGCCCUAGCCUUGAAUAUCCUCCCGCAGGUCAAGGAUCUCGGCCUUUCGUCCUACGUCCUCGGCGUUUCAACUCCGCUGUAUGCCAAGCUUGCAGACAUUUACUGGAAACGAUACGGCGACGCCACAGCUGCCUUGGACGCUCUGGAUGAGAUGCAGUCGGUUGGUCUUCAUCCCAAUGAGGAGGUGGAGAAGUUGGUUGAGGAGAUUUCCAGCCAUCUGCAUAGCUGUACCUGGGGUGCUCAGGGUCCUUUUGUCAUGGCCAUGACGGACUCGCCUCCUUACGACGCUUCUCUUACUUCCCGGUUGGAUCGUUGGGAACGUAUCAUUGCCAAGUCUCGACCGCGACAACCGGAGCCGGAGCCGGAGCUGGACUGA